This is a messenger RNA of Melitaea cinxia (Glanville fritillary), 1458 nucleotides long. RefSeq names its product zinc finger protein 271-like. NCBI's taxonomy places the organism in Eukaryota, Metazoa, Arthropoda, Insecta, Lepidoptera, Nymphalidae. Bases 1 to 1458 code for a protein of 485 amino acids. The record is from RefSeq and is a predicted model, not a curated record. The transcript has 3 exons. Gene Ontology annotation, cellular component: nucleus.
AUGGAUUGUUGGGAUUUUAAAAACAUAGUUUGUCAUAGAACUAAUGUCGGAGGUGUAGUUGAACCUGCAAAGGGUCUGAGUCCUAAUACAUUGAGGCGGAGGAAUCUUCUUAUACUAUUCAAUAAUACGUCAAUCAUUCCGUUCAAAUGUCGAGGCAAAUGUCGAUGUUUUUAUUGCGGCGAAGAGUUACCCAUUUAUGACGAUUUACGAAAACACACAAAAGCUCACGGACCGUGUUCGGAAACUGAUCGAGCUAUCAAAUUAGUAAAAACUGAUGAUGCUGAGAUCAAAGUCGAUGUUUCAGACAUGUCAUGCGUUCUGUGUCAUGAAGCAUUUGGUAGUUUGGACGACAUAAUAUUACAUUUAAUAAAUAAACACAAGUUUCCGUACAAUAGGGACGUAAAACUUAUUAUAUUGACCUAUCGAUUGGUCGAUUUGCAAUGCCUUUUGUGCGAUCAAACGUUUAAUCAAGUUAAUGACUUAGUAACGCACGUAAAUAGCGAACAUCCCACGCAGUGUCUUGAUUGUAAAGUAUGUCAUAAAAAAUUCUUCAGAAAACAGUACCUAGAUGCUCAUAUGAGGGUUAAACAUAAAAAUGUUUAUAAAUGCCUCAAGUGUCCGCAGACGUUUCCUUCCCACUCGGCUCUUCAAGAACAUAAAAUAAAAUCACACAUCCCCGUCUGUAAUAUAUGUUUCACUAAGUUUUCAUCACAAAAGAAAAGAUUGAAGCAUAUGAAAACUGAACAUGUUAACGAACCUCUGAAAUGCGGAUUCUGUUUUAAAUUUAUGAAUACAAAGUUGGGUUUUCUCCGACACGCUGCUAAAUGUACUGAAAAAGAUGAGAAAAUUGAUGAAACUUAUGUAAUAGAUGAUGAAGAUGAGGACAAAAAACCAGUAGUAAUAAAAAUUAGAAAUAAUAUAGCUUGUAUAUUGAACAUGUCUACCGCUGUACCGUUUAAAUAUUUUAUGAGUAGGUUUAGGUGUUUUUACUGUCCAAAAGAUUUCACUGAUUGUGAGGAAUUGCGUGCUCAUACCGUUAUAGAGCAUCCUAUUUGUGAUGUUAAUUUUAAAUGUAUGAGACUACGCAAUAGACAAGAGGGCUGUAUUAAAGUGGACACGUCAAUAUUAUCUUGUAAAAUGUGCUUUGAAAGUCUUCCUAAUCUAGACUUUUUGAUAGAACAUAUAACAUCUGAACAUAAAGCAUCGUACGAUAAAACAGUAGAUAAUAAUAUGACAAUUGAACAAAAAGAGAAAAAAAUACUGAAGGAUAAAGAGUAUUACCAAAGAAAGAAAGCUGAAAAGAAAAUUAAAACUAUAAGUGAAAUGUCUGAAAGAGAGAGAAGAAAGCAGAGAAGGAUAUGGAGGAAGAAUUCACAAAAAUAUAGAGAGAAACAAAAGAUUUUGUCCAAUGUGCUAGCUAACAGCCCUCCAGAGUCAGAAAAUAAGAUGGAAAAUUAA